CACAAACUAGAACAUCUGGAUUUAGGUCGUGUGGGAUAAUGAAGUUAUUACUGAAAUUUUGGUAUAAUUACUCAAUAGUUUUAGGGACUUGAUAAAAACUGAUCGUUUCGUGUGAGAUAUGUUUCUUAUCACAACAACAUUAUUCAGACGUAUUAACAACAAAGUGUACAAAUAGCCUGUAAUAUUUUAGCAAAAAACGUACAUAUCAGGGAAAACAAGCAUCCUAAAUUUAGAAUUUAUGUUUCAUAAUUGCAAAUCCUCAAUUAAUUGCUUUUCCACACUCGCGUCCAAAGGUUGCAUUUAGUGUAAAGUUCGUACAAUGGCAACAAAACUGUUCAAAUCUGUGAUUUUGGGCGCCCCAGCGUCCGGCAAAGGCACAAUAUCCUCCCGUAUCGUGAAAAACUUCAACCUGGAGCACAUCUCAAGCGGGGACAAGCUAAGACUGAACAUACAAAACCAAACACCCGUGGGGAAAGAAGUCGCAAAGUAUCUCCAAUCAGGCCAAUUGGUACCCGACGAUUUAAUGAUCAAAUUUAUAACAGGGGAGAUCCAAGCAGUUGGGAAUAAACCGUGGCUGCUUGACGGCUUCCCGAGGACAGUCACCCAAGCCGGUGCUCUGUGGUCGGUCCAGACCCUGGACGUUGUCCUGAACCUGGUGGUGCCCUUCGACGUGAUCAUUGAACGGGUCAAAGGGCGAUGGGUGCAUUUGCCCAGUGGGAGGGUGUACAACACGGAUUUCAACGCGCCUAAAGUGCCAGGAAAGGAUGACGUCACGGGAGAGGAUUUGGUGCAACGGGAGGACGAUAAGCCCGAAGUUGUGAGGAAGCGGCUGGAGCACUACGAGAAAUUAACGAGGCCUGUGGUUGACUAUUACAGGGAUAAGGGCGUUCUACAGGAGUUUCAAGGGAACACGUCUGAUGAGAUCUGGCCCAAGGUGCUAGACUGUCUCGCCACGUACAUACCGCUCAACAUCACGGCGCAGAAAUCGAAGAUUUAAUCAGCUUUGUAACAAAUACUUUAUUUUUAAUAAAAGACGAGCAUUCAUAACUAAAA
This is a messenger RNA of Tribolium castaneum (red flour beetle), 1053 nucleotides long. It is a transcript of the gene Ak3, whose product is annotated as Adenylate kinase 3. Gene Ontology annotation, cellular component: cytoplasm; mitochondrion. The record is from RefSeq and is a predicted model, not a curated record. Gene Ontology annotation, biological process: nucleobase-containing compound metabolic process. Gene Ontology annotation, molecular function: AMP kinase activity; ATP binding. The transcript is spliced from 2 exons. Lineage: Eukaryota; Metazoa; Arthropoda; Insecta; Coleoptera; Tenebrionidae. Bases 320 to 997 code for a protein of 225 amino acids.